Teleopsis dalmanni is the source of this 790-nucleotide messenger RNA. RefSeq lists its product as uncharacterized. The annotation marks the transcript as partial. The record is from RefSeq and is a predicted model, not a curated record. NCBI's taxonomy places the organism in Eukaryota, Metazoa, Arthropoda, Insecta, Diptera, Diopsidae. The transcript is spliced from 6 exons.
UUUGGGUUUUCUACUUUAAUAUUAUUCAUAUAUUUGAAUGAAGAAAAAGAAUAUCUUUUUGGCGAACAAGACCAACCCGCUGGGGAAAGUAUACUAGAAAAAGGAGACAUAACGGCAACCACUGUGAUAUUCAACGUUUUAUUUUUUGGCUGUUCUUUCCUAUUGGCAUUUUCAUCAAUUUUAGUGUUAGUAGGUUUAAAGAAUGACAAACGUGAACUUUUAAUACCAUGGAUAAGUUUUAUGCUGUGCGAUGUUUUAAUUGAAAUUGCGCACUUGAUUUACUUAUCAUUCAAGGAGAAAGUAAUUUUCGACCCAAUUGUUGGCUUUCUAUUUACCAUAGACUUUUUCAUAAUGUGUCUCAAUUGCUAUUGUCUGCUUUGCGUGAUAUCACAAUACCAAGACUACAAACAAGGACGUGGUUGUGGCCGAACACAGAUGAGAGCUGAAGUAAUGCUACAAGUAAUGCGUAAUGAACCAAAUGGUACUUCAUUAAGUCCACCAGCAUAUCAGCAGAAGAAUUUGGCUACAAGUCCUUUUGUAACUUCAAAUCAGCAUACGAAUAUCUCGACUAUACCUGAAGAAGCUGAAGAAAGUUUGAAGCACACUCUUACUAAAGAAUGUACGAAUUCAAUGGAUAGAGAAACAUUGGCAAUUAAUGUUUCUCCAGAAAAUUGUGCACAACAUCGAUUCAAAAUACCAACCAUUACAGUGGAUUCCAAUUCCAAACUAUAAACCGUGCGAGAACACUGAUUACCAAACGUCAAUUGAAAUUGAAAGUGCUUAUUUUUAA